Messenger RNA from Scleropages formosus (Asian bonytongue), 2869 nucleotides. RefSeq lists its product as uncharacterized. Lineage: Eukaryota; Metazoa; Chordata; Actinopteri; Osteoglossiformes; Osteoglossidae. Gene Ontology annotation, molecular function: GTP binding. The transcript has 20 exons. Bases 242 to 2869 code for a protein of 875 amino acids. Gene Ontology annotation, biological process: immune response. The record is from RefSeq and is a predicted model, not a curated record.
AGUCUGCAAAAGUGAAAGUGAAAUUCACGAGAACAGUAGAGGAGACUGGGGGUUGAUGUCACUUUUUACACUCGUCAGGAUUUAUCAGUUGAAGCCCAUCUUGUUACCCCACCCCCUUACCGCACAAAACGAACAUGUAAUAUCCCACAGCUUUCACUUUCUCUCUCUCAUCCAGAGCUGUUUCCUCGCAUCAUUUUACUGAGGUCUGGUAACUGAAGUCUGGAAAGUCUGAAAACUUAAGAUGGGAGGCUCUUCGUCCAAACCUCAAACACCUCAGCAAGUGUACAGGCCUCCUCCCAGUCCUGUAGUAAAUGAAUCUGAAAAACUUCUUGAUAAACCAUGGAGGGACAUUGAAUGGACUGCAGUGAGAAAGGAAAAACUGUUAAAUGAAAUCAAGAGGUACAAGCCCAGUGUCAGUUCAGUGAAACAGGCACGGAUUCUGCUGGUUGGUCCGAUUGGUGUUGGAAAGUCCAGCUUCUUCAACUCCAUCAACUCUGUCUUCCAUGGUCAUAUUACCAGCCAAGCUGUGGCAGGCACCACUUUAGAAAGCAGCGUGACCCUCAAGUUUCGCACUUACCAGGUUGAGGCAGGUCAAGAUGGUGAACCUCUGCCAUUCAUCCUGUGUGACACCAUGGGACUAGAGGAGGGCCUAGCACAAGGGCUGAAUAUUGAAGAUAUUCCUAACAUUCUGAAUGGUAAAAUUGGAGACAGGUACCAGUUCAAUCCUGCAUCACCUCUCGAAGACAGCAAUUCCAGCAACCCAGAGAAACUGGAAGACAAGAUCCACUGUGUUGUAUAUGUUCUCGAUGUAUCCAAAAUGGGACUCAUUCCAGAAAAGCUGUUUGAGAAAAUUCGUACAGUUCAAAAGAAAGUCAAUGGAUUUGGUGUUCCUCAGGUGUUGCUUCUGACCAAAGUGGAUCAAACAUGUCCCCCAGUAGAGAAAGACAUACAGAAAGUGUAUCACAGUGAAUACCUGCAAGCAAAGAUCAAGGAUGCAAGUGCUCGUCUGGGCAUACCACUGCUUUCUGUGUUUCCAGUGAAAAACUACACCCGCGAGGUGGAGCUUCAGCAAAAUGAUGACAUCUUGCUACUUAGCGCUCUUCAGAAAAUACUUCAUUUUGCUGAUGACUACAUGAGGGACAUGAAUGACAAAAAACUUAUAGGAUGUCUUGAAGAACCAUGGAGGAAAACUGUGUGGAAAUCAGAGACAAAGAAUAUGCUGAUAAAUGAAAUCAAGAGGUACAAGCCCAGUGUCAGUUCAGUGAAACAGGCACGGAUUCUGCUGGUUGGUCCGAUUGGUGUUGGAAAGUCCAGCUUCUUCAACUCCAUCAACUCUGUCUUUCAUGGCCAUAUUACCAGCCAAGCUGUGACAGGCACCACUUUAGAAAGCAGCGUGACCCUCAAGUUUCGCACUUACCAGGUUGAGGCAGGUCAAAAUGGUGAACCUCUGCCAUUCAUCCUGUGUGACACCAUGGGACUAGAGGAGGGCCUAGCACAAGGGCUGAAUAUUGAAGAUAUUCCUAACAUUCUGAAUGGUAAAAUUGGAGACAGGUACCAGUUCAAUCCUGUAUCACCUCUCGAAGACAGCAAUUCCAGGAACCCAGAGAAACUGGAAGACAAGAUCCACUGUGUUGUAUAUGUUCUCGAUGUAUCCAAAAUGGGACUCAUUCCAGAAAAGCUGUUUGAGAAAAUUCGUGCAGUUCGAAAGAAAGUCAAUGAAUUUGGUGUUCCUCAGGUGUUGCUUCUGACCAAAGUGGAUCAAACAUGCCCCCCCGUAGAGAAAGACAUACAGAAAGUGUAUCACAGUGUAUACCUGCAAGCAAAGAUCAAGGAUGCAAGUGCUCGUCUGGGCAUACCACUGCUUUCUGUGUUUCCAGUGAAAAACUACACCCGCGAGGUGGAGCUUCAGCAAAAUGAUGACAUCUUGCUACUUAGCGCUCUUCAGAAAAUACUUCAUUUUGCUGAUGACUACAUGAGGGACAUGAAUGACAAAAAACUUAUUAGACGUCUUGAAGAACCAUGGAGGAAAAUUGUGUGGAAAUCAGAGACAAAGAAUAUGCUGAUAAAUGAAAUCAAGAGGUACAAACCCAGUAUCAAUUCAGUGAGUCAGGCACGGAUUCUGCUGGUUGGUCCUGUUGGUGCUGGAAAGUCCAGCUUCUUCAACUCCAUCAGCUCUGUCUUCCAUGGUUAUGUUACCAGCCAAGCCAUCUCAGGCAAUUCUGGUGAUGGUGUGACAACCCAGCUUCUUCCUUUCAGGAUUAAAGCAGGCGAAGAUGGCAAGCCACUCUCAUUCAUUGUGUGCGACACCAUGGGGUUGAAAGCGGCUCCAGGUGAAGGAGUGCAUGUUGAAGACAUUUGCAACAUUCUGAAGGGGCAUGUUCCUGAUCGGUAUAAGUUGAAAACAGCAUCACCCUUGAAAGAAGACGACCCUCAGUUCGACAAAUCAGCGAAACUGCAGAACAAGAUCCACUGUGUAGUAUAUGUGAUGGAAGCCUCUAAAGUCACAGACAUGCCUGAGCAGCUGAUGAAAAAAAUUGAUGCUAUUCGACAGAAUGCCAAUGAGAUUGGUGUCCCCCAGCUACUGAUCCUGACCAAAGUGGAUGAAGCAUGUAUUUAUGUGGAGAAGGACAUACAGGAUGUGUAUCGCAGUCCAUAUAUACAAGAGAAGAUCCGCAAGGUGAGUGAUCAACUGGGCAUACCAGUGUCUUGUAUAUUUCCAGUGAAGAACUAUAACUAUGAGACUGACCUGGAGAAGAACUGUGACAUCUUGAUGCUGAGCACUCUCCAGGAAAUUCUCUGUUUUGUAAACAGUUACUUUAGCAAUAUCUGUGACUCAAACGAUGAUUUGGAUAUGAAGCACUGUUUGUAA